AUGUCGCGGAGGCUGCUGCCCCGGGCGGAGAAGCGGCGUCGGCGGCUGGAGCAGAGGCAGCAGCCGGAGGAGCAGCGGAGGCGGUCGGGAGCGAUGGUGAAGAUGGCGGCGGCGGGCGGCGGAGGCGGCGGUGGCCGCUACUACGGCGGCGGCAGUGAGGGCGGCCGGGCCCCGAAGCGGCUCAAGACUGACAACGCCGGCGACCAACACGGAGGCGGUGGCGGCGGUGGUGGAGGAGCCGGGGCGGCGGGCGGCGGCGGCGGGGAGAACUACGAUGACCCGCACAAAACCCCUGCCUCCCCAGUUGUCCACAUCAGGGGCCUGAUUGACGGUGUGGUGGAAGCUGACCUUGUGGAGGCCUUGCAGGAGUUUGGACCCAUCAGCUAUGUGGUGGUAAUGCCUAAAAAGAGACAAGCGUUGGUGGAGUUUGAAGAUGUGUUGGGGGCUUGCAACGCUGUGAACUACGCAGCCGACAACCAAAUCUACAUUGCUGGUCACCCAGCUUUUGUUAAUUACUCUACCAGCCAGAAGAUCUCCCGUCCUGGAGACUCAGAUGACUCCCGAAGUGUCAACAGUGUGCUUCUCUUUACCAUCCUGAACCCCAUCUAUUCCAUUACCACGGAUGUUCUUUACACUAUCUGUAAUCCUUGUGGCCCUGUCCAGAGAAUUGUCAUUUUCCGGAAGAAUGGAGUCCAGGCCAUGGUGGAAUUUGAUUCUGUGCAGAGUGCCCAGCGGGCCAAGGCCUCACUCAAUGGGGCCGAUAUUUACUCUGGCUGUUGCACUCUGAAGAUUGAAUAUGCAAAGCCUACACGUUUGAACGUGUUCAAGAAUGAUCAGGAUACUUGGGACUAUACAAACCCCAACCUCAGUGGACAAGGCGACCCUGGCAGCAACCCUAACAAACGCCAAAGGCAGCCCCCUCUCCUGGGAGAUCAUCCCGCAGAAUAUGGAGGGCCCCACGGUGGGUACCACAGCCAUUACCAUGAUGAGGGCUAUGGCCCUCCCCCACCUCACUACGAAGGGAGAAGGAUGGGCCCACCAGUGGGGGGUCACCGCCGGGGCCCAAGUCGCUACGGCCCCCAGUAUGGGCACCCCCCACCCCCUCCCCCACCACCCGAGUAUGGCCCCCACGCCGACAGCCCUGUGCUCAUGGUCUAUGGCUUGGAUCAGUCUAAGAUGAACUGUGACCGAGUCUUCAAUGUUUUCUGCUUGUACGGCAAUGUGGAGAAGGUAAAAUUCAUGAAAAGUAAGCCGGGGGCCGCCAUGGUGGAGAUGGCGGAUGGCUAUGCUGUGGAUCGGGCCAUUACACACCUCAACAACAACUUCAUGUUUGGACAAAAGCUGAAAGUCUGUGUCUCUAAGCAACCUGCCAUCAUGCCUGGUCAGUCAUAUGGGCUAGAAGACGGGUCCUCCAGUUACAAAGACUUCAGUGAAUCAAGGAACAAUCGGUUCUCCACUCCGGAGCAGGCAGCCAAGAACCGCAUCCAGCACCCUAGCAACGUGCUGCAUUUCUUCAAUGCCCCUCUGGAGGUGACUGAAGAAAACUUCUUUGAGAUUUGUGAUGAGCUGGGAGUGAAGCGGCCAUCUUCUGUGAAAGUAUUCUCAGGCAAAAGUGAACGCAGCUCCUCUGGGCUGCUGGAGUGGGAAUCCAAGAGUGAUGCCCUGGAGACGCUGGGCUUCCUGAACCAUUACCAGAUGAAAAACCCAAAUGGUCCGUACCCUUACACCCUGAAACUGUGUUUCUCCACCGCUCAGCAUGCCUCGUAAUUAGGUGCCGAGGAAGAGUCCCAUCUGAGCAGGAAAACAUUUCUUUCCUUUUUUUUUUUUUUUUGCAAAAGUUUCUGUAUUUCUUUUUCUUUUUUAAAUGCUAGGUUAGUAGAGGCUUAACCAUAAUGGAAACAAUGGGGGGGGGGAGGGAAUUGAUAUUUCCCAAGAUUAAUCUUUACUUUUUAAAAAUUAUUGUACAUGUGAUUUUUUUUCCUGUUCAUACAUUUGUGCUGCCCAUGUACUCUUGGCACAUUUCAAUAAAAUUGUUUGGAAAAU
This is a messenger RNA of Molossus molossus (Pallas's mastiff bat), 2043 nucleotides long. RefSeq names its product heterogeneous nuclear ribonucleoprotein L (gene HNRNPL). Gene Ontology annotation, biological process: mRNA processing; regulation of RNA splicing. Gene Ontology annotation, cellular component: nucleus. Gene Ontology annotation, molecular function: mRNA binding. The record is from RefSeq and is a predicted model, not a curated record. The transcript has 13 exons. Lineage: Eukaryota; Metazoa; Chordata; Mammalia; Chiroptera; Molossidae. The coding region runs from base 1 to 1767 and encodes 588 amino acids.